This is a messenger RNA of Eurytemora carolleeae, 839 nucleotides long. RefSeq lists its product as uncharacterized. Lineage: Eukaryota; Metazoa; Arthropoda; Copepoda; Calanoida; Temoridae. The transcript has 8 exons. The coding region runs from base 64 to 525 and encodes 153 amino acids. The record is from RefSeq and is a predicted model, not a curated record.
AAUAUUUUGAAAAGGAUGAUAUGAGUCGAAAAAACGCAUAAGAUUUAACAAUUUAAGGUAAACAUGUAUGGUCCUGAACUUGUAGGAGUUGGUGAUCUCUUUGAACUUGUUUGUGAAGUUGAAGGGGGGUCAGAACAAUAUCUUAAUAUAUUCUGGACUGAAGAGCAGCUAGGCUCACUCCCAAAUAGAAACGCAAAAAACUGGGGUUCAACAACUGAAAGGGUUUCAAGACUCAACGUGAACAAACUCAACUAUAAGAGAGGAAGUCGGUUCUAUUGUUUUGUCGGAGACACCAGACAUCCUUCUUCAUAUGUUGCAUACUCAUUCAAAGAUGUACACCAGCAGUUAGAGUGUGAAGAUAGAAAGGACCUCUUCUGCCGAAUUAGAUCUUCUGAAGAUGAAGUUUUCUGUUCUAUAGAAAGUAAGAAUAGAUACUGCUGCAAGAGUUGUAACAGCCCUCAAGUCUUCCUACCUCAACAAAUUAGUUCAAGAAAAAUAGUAAAUGUGGAGAUCUUUUUGCCCUAGAAGUAUCUACAUACCCAGCACGUUAUUGCGCAGAGAUUAAAACGUUGAGAUAGUUUGCUUCGUAUUGUUUUUAUAAAUAGAGUUUUAACUCGGACAAGACUUUUUUGUUCUUUUUGUUUUUAAAGCAAAUUGAUUGAUUGUCCAAACAAUAAGUAUAAUUAUAAUUUCUUAAUAAUAUUUGUUCAUAUUUUAUAAAUCUUGAAUAUAUUUUGUCGGAACGGACCAAUUUUCGAUCUCACGGACUAGUCAUGAAAUAAAAUGUUCUUAUAAAUGUUUUAACAUUAAAAUAAUGAAUAAAAGUAUUUAUUUGUUAA